AUUUCCACCACGCUGACGUGGCGUACCUGCCUUCGUCUUUUACUUCCCUUCCCCUGCUUCUCGUUCUCUCAAUUCUCACAAGAUUUGUUUCUCCUUUAACAUCGCUCUGCUCUGCUCCCCUUCUCUGGGUCUAAUCUCCGCCGUUCAUCUCUUUCUUUUUUCUGGCGUUUUUCGCUUUCUUCUCCUCUGUUCUUCAUCUGUAGCUUGAGGUUGUGGUUAACUGGUCAUCAAGAUCCAGGCUUUUCGUUUUUCCGGUCGCCGGAGAACAUUUUUUUCUGUUUCUGGACAUACCCUCUUGUUCAGUUUCCUUUAAUUUUUGAAGCUCAUCUGCGCCCUGUUUUUUCCCAUUGUUUCUGAACUGUAAGUCAUAUCGAUACCAGUUUACUUCUUUUCCGUUUGGCUGUUACUGGGAGCCUGUAGUUCCGCGAGAUUUUCUUUGGAGGAAAAGCAUAAAAGUUUUGAUCUUUAUUGAAGAAAGUUGGUCUGUGAUCCAAGACUUUCCCGAGUGUGAACAGGGCUGUUCAGUGAUCACAGAAUUUGAGGAGUUUGUAACAUCCUCGGAUCUAAUAUUUGUCGUUGAAUCAUAGUUGUAUACAAGGUUUUCUCUUGGCUCAGAAACUUCAGAAGCAGAAGUGGCGUAGGCAAAUUAAUGGUCCCAGCGCCGAUGACUUCUCAGGAUCAAAAUGGAGGGAUGGGCAACUGCAUUUCUGCUAGGAGAAUUCAACAAUCAGAUGAACAUGCUAUAAAGGUUAGGAAACCAUACACGAUAACGAAACAAAGGGAAAGGUGGACUGAAGAAGAGCAUAGGAAGUUCCUCGAUGCUUUGAAACUGUAUGGUAGAGCGUGGAGGCGAAUAGAAGAACAUGUGGGCACAAAGACUGCAGUUCAGAUUAGAAGCCAUGCCCAAAAGUUUUUCUCAAAGGUCGAGCGUGAGUCGAAUGGUGAUGAUGCGAAAACUGUGAAACCUAUUGAAAUCCCUCCUCCUCGCCCGAAAAGAAAACCUAUGCAUCCUUAUCCUCGUAAACUGGUAAUAACUCCAGUUAGUGUAGUAGGCAUGCUGGAUCCCGAGAAACCAACUAGGUCUCUGUCCCCUAACCUGUCUGUCUCGGAGAAAGAGAACCGGUCUCCUACUUCUGUAUUGUUUGCGCUCGAUUCAGAAGGCCAAGCCUCAGCAGAUUCAUCGCCAAAUGCUAGCCCGUCAUGUGUCUCAUCAGCUACUGGCGGUGGCAUUCUGUUUUCUAAACAUUGCAAUGUGUUGGUUGAGGAGAAUGGAUCUUCUUCGCCACCUCCCGGGAAUCUCGAAUUGCUUCCUUUAGAUGAUGGUCGUGUUAGGGAGAGCUCGACAGCCCAAUAUCUGAAGCUUUUUGGGAAAACCGUAUUAGUUUCUGGUUCCCAUACACUUUCGUCUCCAACUUCUCGAGACUUGAAGGCUCCAAUGGCAACACAUUCAUUCUCUUGGAACUUAUCGAUAGGGCAUGGUGAUUAUUCUGAAUGCAAGCCGGUUCCUUCCCUCCCAUGGGCGUUGCCUCGUGCUCCUUCUUCUUCGGCUGGUUUCCCUUGUGUGCAGGUUCAUAGCCCCGUUGCAAUCAAAGCACGUCCAUUUUCGUUUGACAGUAAGGAUAAUGUGGAAGAGAAAGAAGACGCCAAGGAAGGAUCUUCCACUUGUUCAAACAGUGGAUCGGUAAAUGUAGGAAUAUGUGUUGACAAGAAUUUGGAUACCGAAACUCAGAGUGGGCAGCGAAUAGGGAGCGAUUCGUCAUGCUUCAAACGUACUACUGAGAUAGUUAUUUUGGAGCAAAAAACUGCAAGAUCCACCAAGAGAACAAAGGGUUUUAUGCCAUACAAGAGAUGUUUAGCGGAAAGAGCAACCCGUUUGCCUUCAAUAACCAGUGAAGAGCGCGAGAAACAGCGAACACGUCUAUGUUUAUAGCAGGUUCUAACUGCUGGCUUGUUUAUUAUUUCCAUUUGAUGAUGAGAAAUUUUGUGACAGUAAUUGCUGGAUUGGCUUGAAGAGCAAUACCCAAGCAGUUCAGCUAAUUGUGUAGGUUGUCCGCAUUUUCUUCCACUCAAUUGUCCAAAUACCAGUCAUCUUCUACUGCGAAGACCUUGCAUAAUGCAGGAUUCUUGUACAUUAUUCUUGCAUAUUAUAAGAAUGAUCUUACAUCUUGUAAUAUUUCCAUUUGAUUUCUCAACUGUAAAAUGUGAAUAAUGAUGGCUGUUCUUUAAUGUAAGAGGUUGCUAGCUUUUGCCAUA
Messenger RNA from Ipomoea nil (Japanese morning glory), 2253 nucleotides. RefSeq names its product protein REVEILLE 2-like. The coding region runs from base 650 to 1930 and encodes 426 amino acids. The record is from RefSeq and is a predicted model, not a curated record. NCBI's taxonomy places the organism in Eukaryota, Viridiplantae, Streptophyta, Magnoliopsida, Solanales, Convolvulaceae. Gene Ontology annotation, molecular function: DNA binding. The transcript has 6 exons.